Olea europaea var. sylvestris is the source of this 801-nucleotide messenger RNA. RefSeq names its product BTB/POZ and MATH domain-containing protein 2-like. The transcript is spliced from 2 exons. NCBI's taxonomy places the organism in Eukaryota, Viridiplantae, Streptophyta, Magnoliopsida, Lamiales, Oleaceae. Gene Ontology annotation, biological process: protein ubiquitination. The record is from RefSeq and is a predicted model, not a curated record. Bases 132 to 548 code for a protein of 138 amino acids.
AAUCUGUUUUGAACUGUUUGUCGAUGAAGAAAUUUUCCCGCUUGUUGACUCUGAUAUGUUGAUUCAUUCCUUCUGUCACAUGUGUCUUGUAGGCCCUACUUCAUUUUAUAUACUGGGAUGUGCUACCUGACAUGGAAGAACUUACCGGUAUGAACUCAAAAUGGGCUUCAACCUUGAUGGCUCAGCAUCUGCUUGCAGCUGCUGAUCGGUAUGGUUUAGAUAGGCUUCGGUUGCUUUGUGAGGCUAAUCUAUGCGAGGAUGUUGCUAUAAAUACUGUUGCAAAUACGCUGGCAUUGGCAGAGCAGCAUCAUUGUUUCCAGCUGAAAUCUGUGUGUCUCAAAUUUGUUGCAUUGCCUGAAAAUCUUAGAGCUGUUAUGCAGACGGAUGGUUUUGAGUAUUUGAAGGAAAGCUGCCCUCAUGUCCUAACUGAACUUCUAGAGUACGUUGCCAGGAUAAGUGAACACUCCAUUGCCAUUGGCAAGCAUGGUAAUGAAGGUAUCAUGGAUGGUAGUGAUGUGAAUGGUCGACGUGUGAAGCAAAGACUAUAGGAGGAGUUGCUAUCGAGAGAGAGAAUAGCUUAGAUCCUUCUUUAGGGUUAUUAGAGAGACAUUUUUUGAGCUGCAGCUUCAAGUAUGAUGCUGAUGUAAAUUCAAUGGUUCUGUCUUAUGUAUUGUUCGAUUGUGAAGUAUAAUUUGUGUAUGGUUUUGUUUUGAGGGACAAACUUUAAACAAAUAUAUGAAUAUACAGCUCCCCGUCUCUAGUUUGUCCGAAAAUGACUAUGAACCCAUUGCUAUUCUGAUU